GCUGGUGCGCUCUUUGGAUGUGGAUACCCACAAAGGUUUCGUUCCUUCGUCAUAAAAUUAGUAUUUUGUUAACUACACUCAACCCAUUAUCCACAAAUUAUAGGUACUAGAAAAAACCCGCUCGCUACCGCUUCACGUGUGUGCAAGAAAAAAUAUUGUAAAGAGUAAUAAAUUUAAUGUUGAUCCAAAAGUGAAAGUGAUCUUACUCAUUCUUAAUUUUUCUUUCCACGAGUUUGUUGGUUACAACUUGUGGUCAGCAAAGUGAUGAACCUACAUAAGGGUCAUCGAGCAUAUGAUUUAUGUUUAAACUUCUCUCAUUACGCUAUUGUUUCAGUUUGUACGGUUAGUAAGCCCUCCUACGCUAUUGUUUCAGUUUGUACGGUUAGCUAGCCCUCCUGUAACUUUUGUAGAAGCAACUUUAGGGUGGAUCUUUUAGAGAAAUAUUUUUUAAGAAAAAGUUGAGUGUUUGGCUAAAAACUAUUAGAAGUAUUUUCUAAUAUAAGAUGUCAUGUUAAAAUACAAAAAAAAAAAUCUUAUAUAAAAUAUGAAAAUUUAAAAGUAGUAAAAAUGGAUUUUGUUACAUUUCAUUCAUAUAAAUAAUAUUAUUUUUUAAUUUAUUUUAUUUUUAAAAUGAUAUGAAUGGAAAAAAUUAUGUUUUUCAGAAAAAUAUUAAAAUAUGGUAUGGACAAUUUUGUAUUUUCAAAACAACUUUUCACAUAAGUUUUAAAUCAGAGCUUUAACUUUCGGAACAUAAAAGCACUUAUAAAAUUCGACAAAACAUAGUCAUACUCUUUUGUCUAUUUUUUAUUGUUUAAGUUUAUCAUGGUUCUCCUUUUAUUUAUGAAUAUUCGAGACUGAUUGCAUGUUUGAGGAGGUUCAACUUGCAUUGACCGGGUCCAAUUAUGUUGGAUACUCAUGGGUUUGGGUUGAAUGGUCACUCUCAACCAAAAGAAAAAAAGAGAAAUGAAGUUUUUUCUAUUCAUUUUUUGGGAUGAUGAAGAAAAUUGAAUAGUUAUAUGAGUGAAAGAAAACUGCUUUGAAAUUUGUAGUAAAAAAAACUUGAAACACUAAAGUGAAGAAAACUCACCCCCGACUUAAAACUCAUCAACACCAUACCCGACCCUAUAGUUACAAAAGCAGAUAAAACUUGUUAAUGUGGGUUCAAGUCGCUUUGACUGGGUCGAACCCAGUUUUAACAAAUUCACAAUCCCACAACCUGUCAAUUACAAAAGUGGAUAAAACUCUCUCUUGAUACAAAACUCGCGAAUACUGAGUUUGGGUUAAAUUGUCAUUCUCAUCCAACAGAAAAAUGAGAAAUAAAAAAAUAUUCAAGUGGACAAAACUUACUCUGGAUCUAAAACUCAUGAACACUGUAUUCAACUCGAUUUGAUCGAGUUUUUAACAAAUUCACACUCAUGCCAACUACAAAAGCGGAUAAACUCGGUCACGAAAUAAAACUGGUCAAUACCAUAGAUUCGAAUUCAAUUGUCUUCCCAACAAAAGAAAAAAGGAAAUUUUAAAAUACUAAAGUCAUUUUUAAGUCGCUUUGACCUGGUCGAAUUAGGUUGGAAAAAGAGAAAUAAAAAAAACUAAUGUGGGUUAAACUCGAUCCCGAUACAAACCGCAUCAACAUAGAGAAGAUCUGGUAUGGAUCUUAGAUAGUGGCAUUGAGAAACGAUGGAGGGAACAACUUAAGAUUCCACCGACAGUGUUUUAAGAAGAGUUUUGAAUUGGUGAGCGAAAUCAAGGAUUGGACAGAGCGUAGGAACAACUUUGGUAUGGAUAUUCGGUCGCGGCUGUGGCAAACGGUGGAAGGGAACAACUUAGGAUUUCGACGACAAUAUCUUGAAAUGGGCUGCAAAAUGUUGGGCAAAAAAGCGUUGAUUUUGGCCAGGAAAAAUAUAGACGAAAACCUAAUGGAUAAUAGUUGAAAACAGAGAAACUAUCGAACAAUUGCUUAAAACUUAGUAGACAAUAACUGUUAUGAGAGACACAAUGGACAAUAAAUACAAACCCAACAAACAACAGCUAAACACAAAAGUCAUAGAAUGGAAGAGUAGGGUAAAAAGAAAAUUUUGAAACUUCCCCACUUACAAGGAAAAGUGUGAGGUCCUUUCGCAAACCAAACUUCCACCCCCUAUACAACAUGGUCCAUGAAAACCGUACCGUAUCGGGGGUUCAACCACGAAAUACUAGUAUCGGAGGCUAAAUCGACACGAUUUUAUUAUAAAAUACUCUACCACUGACUUUCCCGAUAUGAUUUCAUGGACCAUGCUAAACAAUAGUAUUAGGAGGAUUAGGGUGAGUAUAGAAAGUCAAUCCAUGUCAUUAACACGGGACGCAGGUGGUUGCGGCAUUUUUUCUGGUCAAUUUGGAUUUGGCAUCCUCAACGGAAGAUGGGUUUGAGUGCAGUUAGUUUGUCCAUACAGAAAGGGGAUAUAUGGGUUGGACUUAAACGAGUCUAUGUUGUUUCGCACUGCCAAACUGGAAACUAGUUAGCUGAGCAGCGGGCCGCCCAGCUCGCCAGUAAAGCAAACCUCCUCUUCCUCCUCCCUCCUACAACUACAAAUAUUAAAUAUCGGGGCGGGCAAACGGGUCCACCUUCCUUUCUUUCCCCCACCUCCUAACCGUAUUUAGUGAUGGCAAAUUGGCAAUGAGGCGGGCGGGGCGGAUACCUCAAUUUCCAUGUCCCGCCCCACGCUAUUACGGGUUGGGGUAGGUAAAACCGGUACGAGUAUGGGGUGGGGUGGGUCGACCCACUCUUACAUGUCGUUAAAAAAGAAAUACAAAUAAAUUUUACUUUUUACAAGAAAACAUAGUGAAAAACACUUUAAGAAUGAAAAAUAUUAAUAAUAGAAUGGAUAAUUGAGUCUAACAAGUUGAAAGAUCGACUCUAACUAGUCGAAGAAAAGUCAAAAUAGGAGAAAUAUGUAUAGAUAUUGUAAGAAAUUGAGAUAAAAAGAGUCCAGAACGGGGCGGAUCAAAAGUAGAUAUUCAUGCCCCGCCCCACGCUACUGCUGGUCGGGUAAUACCCGCCCAUCGCGGAUCAGGUCGGAUAAUACCCGCAAGACGGAUUGAAAUUGCCAUCACUAACCGUAUUCUCCCCCGAAUUAAAUGCCUUCCCCUUUUCCCGUUCCCCUCCACUGCACAUAAAUCCAGCACCCUCGCACCUCUCUCCGUUUCCUCACACCAUCGCCGUUCCACAGUUACGUACCAGCCAACCUCUCUCUCUCUCUAACUUCAUCCAGCUCCAAAUCUCAACAGCCAGAAACAUUCGCCCAAAUUUUGGACCUGCUAUAAAGGAAAUCAGCUUUCCGAUUGCUGCUGCAUCUUCAUCCUCCCAAUUCCACCCCAAUUCCACCACCACAAACCUGCUCCUUUCCUUUCGACGGGAUUUCGGAUUCUCAAAUCAAUUUUCUCCCUGCUGAAUCACUAUGGCCCCGGCGGCGGCUGCGGAUAAUUACAGCCAUUGCUACGGAGGUGGAAGCGAUGACGACGAUCAGGCUCAGACGGUUUGCGUGAUGGACGCCUCCGGCCGAUUAGGCUCCGCUCUCGUCCACACGCUGUUGCUCAGAGGCUACGCCGUCCACGCCGCCGUCCAGAAGCUAGGGAAGUCGCAGCAAAGUUUGGAAGGGUCAUGGGGUAACCACAAGAAACUGAGGGUGUUCCAAACGGACUUGUUCGACUACCAGACCAUAAUGGAAGCUCUGAAGGGAUGCACCGCCUUGUUCUAUUCCUUCGAGCCACCAUCUGAUCACCCCAAUUACGAUGAAUUAAUGGCGGAUGUGGAGGUGAUGGCGGCACACAACGCGCUGGAAGCCUGCGCCCAAACUCCCACAGUGCACAAAGUGGUGUUUACUUCCUCAGCAACAGCUGUUCUCUGGAAAGAGGAUCGCUCCUCUUCCUCUCUCCUCAUCAAUGAGUCCAGCUGGUCCAACAUUAACCUCUGCCGCAAGUUUAAGCUAUGGCACGCACUGUCCAAAACGCUGGCGGAGAAGACAGCCUGGGCGCUGGCGAUGGACCGGGACAUCAACAUGGUCACCGUCAACGGCGGCCUCCUCCUGUCCUCCGACCUCACCAUCGCCAACCCUUACCUCAAGGGAGCCGCCGAGAUGUACGACGACGGGGUCCUCGUCACCGUCGACCUCAAGCACGUCGUCGACGCCCACGUCUGCGUCUUCGAGGACGUCUCGUCGUUCGGCCGGUACCUCUGCUUCAACCACGUCGUCAACUCUCACGACGAGGUCUCCAAGCUCGCCCGCGUCUUGUUGUCCCCUUCCGGCCAGUUCUCUCUCCCUCCUCCCGGCAUGGUGGAGAAGGGCGUCCAGCAGCGGAUUAGCAACAAGAAGUUGCACGAGCAUAUGGUGGGCUUCGGAUUGAUUGAAGAUAAGCCCACGAAGAGCCCAUAACGGACCCAACGUCUCCUACCGUGCACCUUCACAGCACAGUUCGAAUCUGAACAGGGAUGUAUGAAAGGCGAUCCAUACAAAUGUACAAGUUGUUAUAUCAGUUUAUAUCUCAAUAAUAAUAUUCAAAUUUUGCAACCAACAAACAAGCGCAAACGAGCGACCUUAUGUACAACGAUAUUCGAUAGAACUGGAUAGUCGAACAAAAGUGUAAAAUUAUA
Linum trigynum is the source of this 4627-nucleotide messenger RNA. Lineage: Eukaryota; Viridiplantae; Streptophyta; Magnoliopsida; Malpighiales; Linaceae. The record is from the annotation of a GenBank genome assembly.